GGGCUUGACCAAAGCUUUUUGGUAUAAUUCGUCGCAUUGUCGACUGAGGUUUUAGGGCGGAGCAUGGCGGAGAGCACGACGGGAGACGCCGCGGCGAAGGUCUGUGAUGCUCCUCCCCCGGAUCGCUCGGAGAAUUUUAAGGUGGAUCCCGGAAGCGAUCGAUUGGUUCGUGUCGACGAUUCAGUAGAGACGGAGAAGACUGAGAAUCACGCCGGGGCGGAGGAACAGGAGGAUCGAAGGGGCGAAGAAGAAGGAGAAGAAGCACAAGGAAAAGAAGAAGAGGGAGAAGAAGAGGAAGCUCUCCGCGAGUUGCCUGAGAAGAUGAGAAAAUCUGUGGAAGUCAUUCAUCACAUUUCGGGAGAGACCGGCCUUGAGUCUACGGUCUAUAUGGUCGGCACAGCGCAUAUUUCUAAGGAGUCGUGCGAUCUCGUUGAAGCCGUGAUCAAGCUCGUCAAACCAGAGGCAGUUUUUCUUGAGUUGUGCAGAGAACGAUGCUCGUUGCUUUUGAAAACAACAAAUGGAAUUCCCACAGUAAAGCAGAUGCUAGAGUCGUGGAGAUCAAAGAAAAUGAAUUCCUUUGGAAUCAUUUAUUCGUACUUCCUCGCAAAGGCUGCUCAAAGGCUGGAAGUUCCACCGGGGGGUGAAUUUCGAAGAGCUUAUGAAAUCGGACGCGCUUGCAAUGCGCUUGUUAUUCUCGGGGACCGGCCUGCCUCGAUUUCGCUGAAACGAGCUGUGGCGAGGUUGACACUCUGGCAAAAGAUGAAGCUGGGCGGGACUUUACUCUGGAGUAUAAUUUGCCUACCGGGGGCUGAAGAACUCGAGAAAAUGUUAACAGAGCUCACCGACACCGAUGAAUUUGUAAAAUUCCUGAGAGAAUAUUGCAAGAAUUUUCCCACGCUUCUGGACGCCCUCCUGACGGAAAGAGACUUAUUCAUGACUUCAACGCUGAGAAGCGCGUGCAGCAAAUACGCCUCCGUUGUUGCGGUUGUCGGCAAAGGUCACGUUUCAGGGAUCAUUGCCAACUGGACCAAACCACCUAUCGAGGUCGAUGCUCUACUUGAAGUCCCAGAGAAAAAAUCGUGGGGAGUUCGCUGGCGGCUUGGAUCUCUGUUUUUGGUUGGAGUUGGCCUCGGCUUCUACAUAGGGAAGAGAUGGAUGCUGGGAUCACUUAGCGCCAAACUUCCUAAGUUGGCACACGCAUCCAAGCCUCCCGUCAUCGUCCCGGCGUCGUACACUCCAGGAUCGCCCAAGCUCACGGUGGCGAACUCGCUCAUCAACAUGCACGACGGCAUCCUGGGAGAGGGAUUGAGCACGAACGGAGACGCCGCGGGAAAGGUGUAUGAUGCUCCUCCCGCCGCAUUCGAGACGGAUCGCUUGGAGAAUUCUAAGGUGGAUCCCGGAGGCGAUCGAUUGGAUCGUGUUGAAGAUUCAGUAGAGACGGAGAGGUCUGAUAAACACGCCGGGGCGGAGGAACAGGAGGAUCGAAGAGGCGACGAAGAAGGAGAAGGUCAAGGACAAGAAAAAGAAGAAGAGGGAGAAGAAGUGGAAGCUCUCCGCGAGUUGCCUAAGAAGAUGAUAAAAUCUGUGAAAAUCAUUCAUCACAUUUCGGGGGAGACCGGCCUUGAGUCUACGGUCUAUAUCGUCGGCACAUCGCAUGUUUCUAAGGGAAGCCGUGAUCAAGCUCGUCAAACCAGAGGUUUAGCUUUCUUCGCUUUUUGUUCUACAUUUCACCUUUUUGUUCUUCAUUUCGUGAACAGGCAGUUUUUCUUGAGUUAUGCAGUGAACGACGCUCUUUGCUUUUGCAACCAACGAUUCAUGAAGUACGUUUUUAUGGAUUGGUAUUUCAUUUUGUUUUCCUCUCAGAUUCCCACAGUAAAGAAGAUGCUAGAAGCCUGGCGAUCAAAGCAAGAGAAUACCCUUGGAAAAAUGUAUUCUUACUUCCUCGCAAAGGUAUCGUUCCUCGUAGGUGUAAAUCACUUCAAAACUAUAGACGUUCAGGUUGCUCAAAGGCUGGAAGUUUCACCGGGGGACGAAUUCCGAAGAGCUUACAAUACAGGACGCGCGUGCAAUGCGGAAAUUAUUCUCGGGGACCGGCUUAACUCGAUUACACUACAACGAGCUACGGCGGGGUUGACACUGUGGCAAAAGAUGAAGCUGGGCGGGAGUUUACUCUUGAGUAUAAUCUUCCUACCGUGGGUUGACAAAAUGGAGCUCUCCGACGACACUGUAAAGCUCCUGGGAGAAUAUGUCAAGAGUUUUCCCUCGCUUAUAAACGCUCUCCUGACGGAAAGAGACUUAUUCAUGACUUCAACACUGAGAAGCGCGUGCAGCAAACACGCCUCCGUUGUUGCGGUUGUCGGCCAAGGUCACGUCCCAGGGAUCAUUGCCAACUGGGCCAAACCACCGAUCGAGGUCGGUGCUUUGCUUGAAGUCCCCGAAGUCCCCGAGAAAAAAUCGUGGGGAGUUCGCUGGUGGGUUGGAUCUCUGUGUUUGGUUUUAGUUGCCAUCGCCUUCUACAUAGGAAAGAGAUGGAUGCUGUGAAGAGUAGGCAUCAAGACUGUACAGUG
Selaginella moellendorffii is the source of this 2567-nucleotide messenger RNA. RefSeq lists its product as uncharacterized. The record is from RefSeq and is a predicted model, not a curated record. The transcript is spliced from 16 exons. Lineage: Eukaryota; Viridiplantae; Streptophyta; Lycopodiopsida; Selaginellales; Selaginellaceae. The coding region runs from base 64 to 2541 and encodes 825 amino acids.